AUGGCCUCUGAUGACCACCCGUUUGUUGCAGAUAACGUCUCCAACAGCCCUAAACCGACUCGCCGCAGCCCGCAGCCCGCCCCGCGCCGCUGGGAUGCGCUGCCCGACGAGGAGCGAGCCGACACCUACAUCCCAGGCGGCCUGGGCUGCGUCCUGCUCGGCUACGAAGAUGCCCGGGAGAGCGGCGGCAGCACUGGGGACGGGGCAGCCGGCGGCCCCCCGGGAGCCCAUCCCGCCGCCGCCGGGGCGAUGCUGCUCGAGCCRCCCGGCAAGCGCCCCGUUGCGCGCUCCAAGAUUAAGUUCACCACGGGCACGUGCGGCGAGGCGGCCGUGCACAGCUGCGAGCUGUGCGGCAAGGGCUUCCGCCUGCAGCGCAUGCUCAACCGCCACGUCAAGUGCCACAGCCAGGUGAAGAGACACCUGUGCACCUUCUGCGGCAAGGGCUUCAACGACACCUUUGAUCUCAAGAGGCACGUCCGGACCCACACUGGAAUCCGCCCUUACAAAUGYGAGGUUUGCAACAAGGCCUUCACCCAGCGCUGCUCCCUCGAGUCCCAYCUCAAGAAGAUCCACGGCGUGCAGCAGCAAUACGCCUACAAACAGAGGCGAGAUAAACUGUACGUGUGCGAAGACUGCGGCUACACGGGCCCUACGCAGGAGGACCUAUAUCUGCACGUUAGCAGCGUCCACCCCGGAAGCGCUUUCCUGAAGAAAACCUCCAAAAAACUUGCGGCAGUUUUGCAGAACAAACUGAGCCCGGUCCUGCAGAGGAACGUCAAAGGCGACGACAAAGAUGAAUAACGCAGUGGAUUAUAGCGGUCUAAGGGAAUGAAGUUUACACGUAGGAACUAUAUAUGUAUCUAUAUAUCUAUAUAUUAUUUUUUUAAAAACACUUUUGCGAGAAAUCCCUGAAAUUGCAGGGAUGCUCUUUGUUAGCAGGACUCUGUUGAUUCCGACAGAACUUCCACUUGAAAGAACUAUUCCCACGUGUGAUGCAAACAUCUCUUUUUUUGUUCAAGAAACAGAAAGCUUGGAAGAGGCCACGUCACCUGCUCAUGGAGAAUUUGUUGAACUGGCCUUCAGGGAAACCCAUUUUUUGCUUCAGCUCUACCACCUGGCUGCGUGGCAGAUAAUUUCGCCUUUUCUUGACACAAUAUCCCAAGGAGCUUCGGGUGGAAGGAGCCACGUAGGAGCAGCUAUUUCUGUGUUAUUCUCAGAUGASAAAAUCACUAAAACGGUCUUUGGGAGAGGAGCACAGAUUAACAGUAAAUGAAGUUUAAAUGCACAGUGAAUCCCAACUCUAUCCUCCCAGGCAGUAAAGUCUUGAUUUAUGGAUCUGUAAGCCAAGGUGAGCUGAAAGAGAUUUGCUUUUUAAUUAAGGAUGCAGAGUUUUUCUCCUACACUUUCUCUUCCAGGUAGUGACGUUAUUUGAGGGCAGAGUUUUGGUCUCAUUCUGAGGUAUUUCAAGCUGUGAACAUAUUUUAUCAUGUUUAGAUUUAAAUGUGAYUUUAGCUCUGACUCUCCUGGGCUUGUCACCCUGGCUCUGGGGAUUCCUGACGCAUUCUUUUAAUCUACAUCAGAGCCAGAAACCCAAAGAAAACACGUCUAAUGACUUGAAUAUAUGUAUUAUCCGUCGCGAUGACAUGCAGUUUUCAGUUUAUUUUAUGCUGUGUUUGUGUGUGCGCGUAUGUGCAGUUUGGGAUUCUUUUUUCCUCUUUGUUAAUGAACGAUCAAGUGCCUGUUGACCGAAAYGACAAAGCAGCACAAAGCAAUUUGGAGGGAGCCUCCAGCUGCCUCUGUGUGUGUGACCCCCGUGCGGGUGACUCUGGCCUCUCAUUUUCACUGCCUCGUGGCAGCAGAGGCUUUGGGUGCAAGCGGUGCCACGAGGCAAAGAGGCGAUGAUGACGAUGAUGGUGAUGAUGAUGAGUGGUCCUACGGCUCCAUGCUUUUAGGAUUCACCUGCAUCCCUGCUGCAGCUCCUGUGGAGCACCCAGGAGCACCAAGAUGGGGAGGACUGAGAGCAGAUUUAGUGAUGAAAAACAUAAAAUGGAGGAGGCUGAGACCUCCUGAGGCACCUGAGGGUGCUUUAGGUGCUGCUGAGCUGCURCAGUCCUGCCCGGGCGCUUGGCUGUGCUAGGACGGACAAGGGUGGGGUGGUAACGUCCUCAACAAGCUCAAGUUAUGCCAGUCCAAGC
Molecule: messenger RNA, 2195 nt
Organism: Nothoprocta perdicaria
Lineage: Eukaryota; Metazoa; Chordata; Aves; Tinamiformes; Tinamidae
Gene: OVOL2
Product: ovo like zinc finger 2
Exons: 5
Coding region: 1-801 (266 amino acids)
Biological process (GO): regulation of transcription by RNA polymerase II; epidermal cell differentiation
Cellular component (GO): nucleus
Molecular function (GO): DNA-binding transcription factor activity, RNA polymerase II-specific; RNA polymerase II cis-regulatory region sequence-specific DNA binding
Source: RefSeq, a predicted model, not a curated record